Lactuca saligna is the source of this 2409-nucleotide messenger RNA. Lineage: Eukaryota; Viridiplantae; Streptophyta; Magnoliopsida; Asterales; Asteraceae. The record is from the annotation of a GenBank genome assembly.
AUGUGCAAAGAUGUAUACUAUUGUCUAGACGGCCAAACAUUGUGUCAAGGAUUUGCCACAUUGCAAAACGAUUGUGAUUCUCAUGAAUUUCUUGAGUAUCUUCAUGACAAAAAGAAAGUAACUGUGUAUGUGGACCAUAUGCAUGAACCCCUGUUUGACUGGAUUGAAAUGGAAGAGCCUGAAGUUGAAGAUGAUACCAACUCCAACGAAGAUGAAGUUGAUGUAAUAGGUAAAGAGGGUUGGGAACACGAGAUGGAUGAUGAGGAGUUUUCUAUGAAAAGGGAAAGAGCAAGUAUUCAAAGUAUGCAGAAGAAAGACAUGUUUUUGAACAAACUUUGCCCAAAUGAUGAAGAGGAAGAAGAUCCUACUGCUGAGCAACUACCUCCUGUAUACCCUGUGCACAAUUCUGAGCAACAAUGGGAUCAAAUGGCUCCUGUGUUAGGUAUGAAAUUCACCAAUCCUAGUGAACUCAAACAUUGUCUUACCAACUAUGCUGUUAAGCAUGGUUAUGAUUUGUGGUAUGAAAAUAAUGAUAAAAACAGACUUCUAGUGAAGUGUUGCAAAGGUAAAGAACCUACAUGUCUUUUUAGGUUAUGGGCUUCUUGGAUGCAAGAGGAAAGGACUUUUCAUAUCAAGUCACUUAAAUCAACUCAUAAUUGUGGUAGAGUUUUUAAAAUAGGCUUAGUGACUUACAAGUGGGUAGGGAAACAAUUUUUCAAUGUACUUAUAAAAAACCCCAAGCUUAGUUUGAGGAAGAUGAAAGCUCAAAUCUCAAACACAUACAACAUCAUAGUUAGCAUUGGACAAUGUAGAAAUGCAAAAAAGUUUGCAUUGUCUGAGAUUGAAGGCACUCUGAAAGAGCAUUAUAGUAGGUUGUGGGACUAUGACAUUAAAAUCAAAAGAGCUAAUCCAGGAUCAACUGUAAGCAUGGAAGUGGACAAUAUGCUUGAUGGAAGUACAAUGUUCAAACGGUUCUAUGUAUGCUUCAGAGGUGUAAAAGAUGGUUGGGUAGAGGGGUGUAGAAGAGUCAUUGGGAUUGAUGGAUGCUUUCUCAAAGGAAUUUGCAAGGGUGAACUCUUAGCUGUAGGUUUAAUUGAAGCUAUCAAGGAAAGGGUUCCUGAUGCUGACCACAGAUUAUGUGCUAGGCACAUACUAGCCAACUUCAACACAAGGUUCAAAGGUGAGCAUUUUAUCAAGCCUUUUUGGAAGGCUGUGAAGGCUACCACAAAACAAAAACAUGAAGCUGCUAUGAAAGAGAUCAAGGAAUUAGAUAGUAGGGCAUUUGAUUAUCUCAUGGAGAGGGACCCUAAAUGUCAUUGUAGGGAUUUUCAAGUAGAAGGGGUAUUCUGUGAUGCUAUUGAAAAUGGAAUUUCAAAGAGUUUUAAUGUUGAAAUAGUUGAGGCUAGACAUAAACCAAUAAUAGCAAUGUUGGAGGAUAUCAGGGUUUAUGUGAUGCAGAGGUUAUACUAUCAGAGGACUAAGGGAGAGUCUUGGGAUUUAACUAUAUGCCCAUCCAUUAGGAAGAAAAUAUCUGAUUUGAAGGACAAACAGAGAUUCUGGGCAGUGUACCCUUGUGGAUAUCAACAAUUUGAGGUUGUGUUAUGUAAUGAUAGGUAUACAGUUGACCUGAUCAGAAGGACUUGUGGAUGUAGGGGAUGGCAGUUGACUGGCAUACCUUGUGUAAAUGGAGUGGCUGCAAUUUCAUCCAUGAACUUGAACUCAGAGGAUUAUGUAGCUAGUUGUUACAGUAAGGCAACUUAUCUUAACUGCUAUAAAUAUAUUAUUCAUCCUUUGAAUGAUAGCUCUCUCUGGACACAAAGUGACUACACAAAGCCUUUACCCCCAAAGAGUAGAAGGCUACCUGGAAGGCCAUCUACUAAGAGGAGAAAAAGUGCAGCAGAAAGGGAGAUAUCAAGCACACACACAAUAUCAAGAGUAAAGCAGGUGCAAAAGUGUUCAAUCUGCUAUGUUAGUGGGCAUAACAAAAAAGGGUGCCCAACAAAAAAAAAUCCAACCACAGGUGAUCCGGAUCCAGCAUCUUCAACUCCAGCUCCAAUUCCAACUCCAAGAUCAACUCCAAUUCCAACUCCAAUUCCAACUUCAACUCCAAUUCCAACUCCAAGAUCCACCCCAAUUCUAUCUCCAGCUCCAAUUCCAACUCCAAGAUCCACCCCAAUUCCAACUCCAACUCCAAUUCCAACUUCUGCAAAUCCACAUCCAACUCCAAGAUCCACUCCUGCAACUCCAAAACAAAUGCAAAGAUCUACUUCUACAAGACCAUUUUGUAGAGCAGUUCAAGUGAGGAAGAGGAAAGCUUCUGAAAGAAUCACCAAGCAGUGCCUGAGGAAAAAAGUGGUGACCAAGGAUGGUAGUGGUUGUAGCUUAGGGAAACCUAUAGAUCUAGGUUGA